AUGGCAAUGAACAAGAUCCGCGGUGCCUUUGCGGUGCCCCGGAAAGGAGAGACCUUUGAGUUGCGAGCUGGCCUGGUGUACGAAGUUUCCCUCCCCCGUGUCUUAAUCACAGCAGCUCGGUAUCUCAAUAUGCCUAUGAACGGUGUGUCCACGAAGACUGACCGUCAUGGUCACAAAACAGGUCCGCGCUCGGAACACGGCGAUGAUGCUGACAGUCUGAUUAGCAAAGAAUCAAUCCAAAAGACGAUCAUGGCUAUGACCUUGGGCAAAGAUGUAUCAGCUCUCUUCCCUGAUGUGCUGAAGAACAUUGCCACCGCAGACUUGGAGCAGAAGAAAUUGGUCUACUUAUAUCUGAUGAAUUACGCCAAAUCACACCCUGACCUCUGCAUUCUCGCCGUCAAUACCUUCGUCCAAGACUCUGAAGACCCGAAUCCGCUGAUCCGCGCUCUGGCCAUCCGCACGAUGGGCUGCAUUCGUGUGGACAAGAUGGUGGACUACAUGGAAGAGCCUCUACGCAAGACACUCCGCGACGAGUCGCCGUACGUACGCAAGACGGCUGCAAUCUGUGUGGCCAAGCUUUUUGAUCUGAACCCAGCGAUGUGUCUUGAGAAUGGAUUCCUCGAGAUGCUGCAGGAGAUGAUUGGAGACCCAAAUCCGAUGGUGGUCGCCAACUCCGUCACUGCACUAUCGGAGAUUCAGCACACGGCCCCGGAAACCAAGGCCCUGCAGGUCACUGCCAACACGUUGCGAAAGAUGCUCAUGGCUCUCAACGAGUGUACGGAGUGGGGUCGUGUGACGAUUCUAUCCACGUUGGCUGAAUACCGUGCCGUGGAUGUGAAAGAGUCGGAGCAUAUUUGCGAGCGUGUGUCGCCUCAGUUCCAGCACGUCAACUCCGGCGUGGUUCUGGCGGCCGUGAAGGUGGUCUUUUUGCACAUGAAGUACGUUGGGCCUGAGUUGGCCAAGACUUAUCUGAAAAAGAUGGCUCCACCUUUAGUGACCUUGGUGUCCUCGGCGCCCGAAGUUCAGUAUGUCGCCCUGCGAAACAUCGACCUCCUGCUCCAGAAGCAGCCCGACAUUCUGAACAAGGAACUCCGUGUUUUCUUCUGCAAGUAUAACGACCCGCCUUAUGUGAAGUUCCAAAAGUUGGAAAUCAUGGUCCGGAUAGCAAACGACCGCAACGUGGACCAGCUCUUGGCCGAAUUGAAGGAGUAUGCGCUUGAAGUUGACAUGGACUUUGUUCGUCGUGCCGUCAAGGCUAUUGGGCAGGUUGCCAUCAAGAUUGAGAGCGCCAGUGAGAAAUGUGUCAACACCUUGUUGGACCUGAUCAACACGAAGGUGAACUAUGUCGUGCAGGAGGCCAUUGUCGUGAUCAAGGAUAUCUUCCGGAAAUACCCUGGCUACGAGGGCAUCAUUCCCACUCUGUGCAAGUGCAUCGAUGAACUCGACGAGCCCAAUGCUCGUGCUGCUCUGAUCUGGAUUGUGGGAGAAUAUGCCGAAAAGAUCAGCAACGCCGGUGACAUCCUAGGCGGGUUUGUUGACGGGUUCAAUGAGGAAUUCUCGCAGACUCAAUUACAGAUUCUGACUGCUGUCGUCAAGCUCUUCCUCAAGCGGCCUGAAAAGGCCCAAGGCCUCGUUCAGCGAGUCCUUCAAGCCGCCACCGCCGAGAACGACAACCCAGACGUUCGUGACCGUGCUUACAUCUACUGGCGCUUGCUCUCCAACACAAGUGAUCAGAAUGCCACGAAGAACAUUGUCCUUUCAGAAAAGCCUCCCAUCGUCACUACCAUCAGCUCAUUACCGCCGACGCUUCUUGACCAGCUUCUGCAGGAACUCUCCACUCUGUCUUCUGUCUACCACAAGCCUCCAGAGCAGUUUGUCGGGCAGGGUCGCUUUGGCGCCGAUGCCGUCCAACGGGCCGCUAUCGAGGAACAACUUCAGAAUGCCCGAGAAAAUCCCUUGGCGGCUGCGGCUGCGGCUGCAGUCAGCGGCACUACAUCUUCAUCGCAGGCACAAAACAACGUCGAGAAUUUGCUGGACAUCGAUUUCGACGGUGGUGCCCCCGCCUCCGCCCAAAAAGAACCCUCUGGCGAAUUGUCCGGCUUGGAAGGGCUGGCAGGUACUCCCGUUCGGAUGCAAUCACCUGCCGCGGGUGCACCUCCGGCUCAGGGGAGCAACAAUCUGGACGAUUUGCUGGGAGUCUUUGGCGACUCCGGUCCCUCACAAGCAGCAACCGGGGGCGCCCCUGGUGGAGGUGCUGGUGACUUGAUGAAUGGUUUCUCCGGUCUUGAUCUCUCUGGAAAUCAAGCUUCUGCCUCUCACAGUACCCCGCAAAACUCUGGCAGUCAUGAUAUGAUGGACCUUAUUUAG
This is a messenger RNA of Penicillium oxalicum, 2367 nucleotides long. RefSeq names its product putative AP-1 adaptor complex subunit beta. Gene Ontology annotation, cellular component: membrane coat. The record is from RefSeq and is a predicted model, not a curated record. Gene Ontology annotation, biological process: vesicle-mediated transport; intracellular protein transport. Gene Ontology annotation, molecular function: clathrin binding. NCBI's taxonomy places the organism in Eukaryota, Fungi, Ascomycota, Eurotiomycetes, Eurotiales, Aspergillaceae. The transcript has 5 exons. The coding region runs from base 1 to 2367 and encodes 788 amino acids.